AUGAUAAACAGCGAUGAACGAGUUUUUCGUGAUUUGCGAGCAGAUCGUAUUCUUCCGGCGAUGCUGCGAGUCGGGUUUUGCGCCCUUCUACUCUACUUAUGUACAGCUGAUCUCGACUAUAGAGAACAGCUAUGGAUGCGAAAUCUUGAGCACACUACAUAUGAGUACUACCUUAAAAAUUACCAUCGACUAUGGAAACUAUACUAUUUGAAAGCAUUCGCACGAAACUUGACGAUGCCCACACCAUCAUUCAUCGACAACAGUACAAAUGUUAACGACAAUUCAAGUUAUGUGAGCCUCAAUGAAGUGUUUUCACCUCCACGAACAGUCGACGAUGAGAUCGGUUUGCCGCUAAACCAACCACUCAACGGGCAGAAAGUCUCCUUCAGUACAUUUCCUGAUCCAUACUUGUUACAAGAAAUGGCAGAUAGAGGAGGUUUCCGAGGUGGAUUCGGUAGUGGUGGUGGGCGUGGAGGUCGUGGUGGAACCGGUGGUGAACGCGGUGGAAGAGGUGGGCGAGGAGGCCGCGGUGGUCGUGGUGGCAGAGGUGGACGCGCCGGGCGUGGCGGCGAGAAAGAAUCCGAAUGGGUCCCAGUCACGAAGCUUGGACGUCUUGUAAAAGACGGAAAGAUCAGUACCUUAGAGGAGAUUUACCUCAAUUCUCUCCCAAUUAAGGAAUACGAAAUUAUUGAUACGCUGUGCUCCAAACUCACUGAUGAGGUGCUCAAAAUCACUCCCGUCCAGAAACAAACAACUGCCGGACAGCGAACUCGCUUUAAGGCAUUCGUGGCAAUUGGAGAUCACAACGGUCACGUUGGUCUUGGAGUGAAAUGUUCCAAGGAAGUCGCCACUGCCAUUCGUGGAGCUAUCAUCGCCGCCAAACUCGCCGUCAUCCCCGUUCGACGAGGAUAUUGGGGUAAUAAGAUCGGUCUGCCUCACACUGUACCUUGUAAAGUUACUGGAAAGUGUGCGUCUGUCAUGGUGCGACUCGUCCCUGCACCGCGUGGUACUGGUAUUGUGUCGGCUCCUGUCCCGAAGAAACUACUUCAAAUGGCCGGAAUCCAAGAUUGUUACACAUCAGCCACCGGAUCCACAGCCACCCUCGGAAACUUCGCGAAAGCCACCUACGCUGCUUUGCAACGUACCUAUUCCUACCUUACACCCGAUCUUUGGAAGGAAGAAGCUCUGGACAAAACACCAUACCAGAGAUACCACGACUUCCUUGCUCGCAAUUAA
Molecule: messenger RNA, 1236 nt
Organism: Necator americanus (New World hookworm)
Lineage: Eukaryota; Metazoa; Nematoda; Chromadorea; Rhabditida; Ancylostomatidae
Exons: 6
Coding region: 1-1236 (411 amino acids)
Biological process (GO): translation
Cellular component (GO): cytosolic small ribosomal subunit; ribosome
Molecular function (GO): structural constituent of ribosome; RNA binding
Source: RefSeq, a predicted model, not a curated record